GCACUGCAAAGCUAUUUACGUUACCUCCAAGACGGCCCAGUUAAUGGAGUCACGCGGCCACGCCAAUAAAACAAAUGAGACCGAAGCAGAUGUAAAGGGGAUUUUACUUGAAAUAGAUAAUUGGUCACAGAUAGAUGCUGUCUAGAUUGCAAUGACCACGAAGGAAUUUUUUUAAGAUAAGUAAUUGGCUCGUUUGCAGCUGUCUCGCCGUGUCAACACAAAGGCCUAUGUAGCUAGCUAGCUAGCAAACGCCAACCUCAACUGCAGCAAAUUACCAGGCGUGCUAUUUUAUUUUAUUUUAUUUUAUCUGUAACGCAGUUAAGCUGCUCAGCCAACAAGACAGCAUAGUUUUUUGUUGCUUUUUUUCACGAUAAUGGCGGAACAGGUUGCAGCGGCCAUGCAGAAUUUAGACAGGAGCUGCUGGGUGUGCUUCGCCACAGAUGAGGAUGACCGCACAGCAGAGUGGGUGCGUCCGUGUCGCUGCCGGGGCUCGACCAAGUGGGUUCACCAGGCCUGCCUGCAGCGCUGGGUGGACGAGAAGCAACGGGGCAACAGCACCGCACGCGUGGCCUGCCCGCAGUGCAACGCAGAAUACCUCAUCGUCUUUCCCAAACUGGGCCCCGUGGUCUACGUGCUGGACCUGGCUGACCGGCUCAUCUCUAAAGCCGGCCCCUUCGCCGCCGCCGGCAUCAUGGUGGGCUCCAUCUACUGGACGGCAGUCACCUACGGCGCGGUCACUGUCAUGCAGGUGGUGGGCCAUAAGGAGGGCCUGGACGUUAUGGAGCGGGCCGACCCUCUGUUCCUGCUCAUUGGCCUGCCCACCAUCCCCGUCAUGCUGAUCCUCGGCAAGAUGAUCCGCUGGGAGGACUACGUCCUGCGUCUGUGGAGGAAGUACUCCAACAAGCUGCAGAUCCUCAACAGCAUCUUCCCAAGGAUCGGCUGCCCAGUUCCUCGCAUCCCGGCAGAGGCCAGCCCCUUGGCAGACCACGUGUCGGCCACACGGAUCCUGUGCGGCGCCCUGGUCUUCCCCACCAUUGCCACCAUCGUGGGGAAGCUCAUGUUCAGCAGCGUCAACUCCAACCUGCAGAGGACCAUCCUGGGAGGCAUCGCCUUUGUGGCCAUCAAAGGGGCGUUUAAGGUGUACUUCAAGCAGCAGCAGUACCUGAGGCAAGCCCACCGCAAGAUCCUGGACUUCCCUGAGCAGGAGGAAGCAUGAGGAGGCUGCGGCGUCCAGAGGGAGGACAGCCGGUCCAGCCACACAGGAUUCGGACUGUCGGACUCUGAACAGGAAGCGUUGGUGAAACCGACUUAGGAUCAGUGUCGGCCUCCCUACGCCUCAGCCCUUCUGGAGUGAUUCACCGCACAGCCGCUGACAUCCAUGCAAGGAUCCCCACCGCCGCCACUACACUGUUUUUAAACUGGACGCUUUCAUAAAGUGAAGACGGAUAACACUUGUGGACACAGACUGGAGCAUGUUGCCAGUCAGUGUGCAGUUCUAGACACACAUCGGAUCAAGGGCGUCGUGCUGUGUGACUUCUGGGUGGAUUUGCUUCCACAACCCCGUAACUAACACUUAUUGUAAAUGUACUAUAUUUUAAAGAUUAAAAAGGCGGGCCAUGUGUAAUUUAGAAAGUUUUAUAAUAAUAAUAAAUGAUUGUUUUAUAAUUAUUUCAAAGAUUUGAAAAGUCCCCUUUGCCUAUGUUUGGGGUUUGUAUUAAAUGAAACUGUUCAGUGUGGUGUAGAAUGUAUUAAUGAUAAAACAAUAAAUGU
This is a messenger RNA of Etheostoma spectabile (orangethroat darter), 1770 nucleotides long. RefSeq names its product membrane-associated ring finger (C3HC4) 5 (gene marchf5). Gene Ontology annotation, molecular function: zinc ion binding. Lineage: Eukaryota; Metazoa; Chordata; Actinopteri; Perciformes; Percidae. The transcript is spliced from 6 exons. Bases 374 to 1216 code for a protein of 280 amino acids. The record is from RefSeq and is a predicted model, not a curated record.